Planococcus citri (citrus mealybug) is the source of this 2640-nucleotide messenger RNA. RefSeq names its product major facilitator superfamily domain-containing protein 1-like. Bases 657 to 2192 code for a protein of 511 amino acids. Gene Ontology annotation, cellular component: lysosome. The record is from RefSeq and is a predicted model, not a curated record. Gene Ontology annotation, molecular function: transmembrane transporter activity. NCBI's taxonomy places the organism in Eukaryota, Metazoa, Arthropoda, Insecta, Hemiptera, Pseudococcidae. Gene Ontology annotation, biological process: transmembrane transport. The transcript has 11 exons.
CUUAUCAAUAAGACAAUUAUCAUGGUUUUUUUCUUUUAAUUUUCGCGAUUAUUUUUCUAAUUUUUUCGCUGAACUUUGAUACUUUGCGACAAUUUAUUACGUUGACAAAAUAAUUCCGUUGAAUUAUAUUAUUUAGACCAAUAAUUCGACAAUUUGUGGACAACUUUGACGCGUGUGAUGAUAAAGUAAUCAUUGUGUAUUCAGUGUUCGUGUGUGAUAGAUCAAAACGCUUCUACUUUUCUACCCAAACGUUCAAUAUUUUGACUUAUUUCCUCGGAUUCAUCAUUUCUCCAGGCAUGACUACGACACUCGAACGGAAGUAAAAUAUCAACGUAUCGGAUUCUCUGCUAUUGUUUAACGAUCAAAUCUUAGUCACCGUAUUGAUUGUGAUCAAAUCUCACACAACAAAGAAACGCACUGUUGGUCUUUGUCUGGCUGCUUAAUAUGAACUCACCGAACGAGAUAAAAUUAUAAUUUAUAACUAGGUAGUUAUAAAUUGCAAUCUAGUGAUUAUCGACGUCGGUCAUCUGUGACGUGAUUUCAGUACUUUAUCACUGAGGUUUAGAUUAAUUGAUCGAAUAAGGGUGGCGUACCCGCAUCUCGUACACGGUUCCAUAUCCAUAUGAUCGUCGACUUGAACAUACACUAGGAAAAAAAUGGCGGAUACAGAUUUAAUACUAUCCAACGAAGAAAUACCUUCUUCUUCCGGAUUGAAUAACGAUUCUGGAGAAAGCGCUGGUCAAAAUGAAGAAGAAAAAAUUACCAUACGACAUCCGAAUCAUCUCGUUCAAAAAUUGGUCGCUUUGACGUUAAUGUGUUUACUCGGAUUUGGAUCGUACUUUUGUUAUGAUAAUCCGGCCGCGUUACAAGAUCAUUUUGUCUCCGAUAUGAGCCUGACGACGUCUCAAUUCGUACUCCUGUAUUCUUGGUACGCUUGGCCCAAUGUGAUUUUAUGUGCCAUCGGUGGAUAUCUCAUGGACAGGGUAUUCGGUAUACGUUUAGGAACCUGCAUUUAUGCCUUGCUCGUAGUCAUAGGACAACUGAUUUUCGCUGCUGGAGUUUACACCAAUAGAUUUUGGUUAGCUAUUCUAGGACGAUUCAUAUUCGGAGCUGGAGGUGAAUCCCUUGCUGUGGCUCAGAAUAGCUACGCAGUAGUCUGGUUCAAAGGUAAAGAACUCAACAUGGUGUUCGGAUUCCAACUGAGCUUCGCCAGAACUGGAUCGACGGUUAACUUCUUCCUCAUGGAAUACCUGUACAGAUUUAUCAAUAAAUAUUACACCGGUUUCCAAUGUUUAGGAGUAGCCUUAUUCAUAGCGAGUAUCUCGACUCUGGGAUCAUUCCUCAGCGGAUUACUCUUAGCUUGGCAAGACAAACACGCCGAACGUGUACUAAAACGUAAACAACCUCAACCGGACGAACUUGCCAAAAUUUCAGACGUCAAGAACUUCCCAUUAGCUUACUGGCUAACUACUUUCACCAUCGUUUGCUAUUACGGUGCCAUAUUACCAUUCGUCGCCUUAGGAAAAGUUUUCUUCGAAAGAAAAUACGAUCUACCGGCUGAUCAGGCUAACUUCGUUAAUAGCAUAUUAUUCUUCGUAUCUUCCGUUUUGUCCCCAUUUUUGGGACUAAUCGUUGAUAAAUUUGGUAAAAAUGUGUCUUUCGUCUUCGUAUCGUUGCUGAUCACAAUUGCUAGUCAUAUGAUGCUCGGAUUCACCUUCAUUAAUCCUUACAUUAGCAUGUGCAUCAUGGGAGUGUCAUAUUCGAUGGUGGCGAGUGCAUUAUGGCCCUUGAUAGCUUUAGUCACUCCUGAACAUUUACUGGGUACCGCAUAUGGAAUAGCACAAUCGUUCGAAAAUCUAGGAUUGGGUGUAAUUACCGUGAUGGCCGGAGUCAUAGCGGAUAAUUACGGAUACUUUAUAUUAGAAGCCUAUUUUAUAGGCUGUCUGUGCUUGGCUUUAAUAUUUAUUAUUAUAAUUUGGGUAUAUGAUCUCACGCAUAGCGGGUAUUUGAAUAUGAGCACCAAAGAAAGAGUCAUCUACGAAAAGAACACUUGCGUACCUAAAUCUCACGAGAAAGAGAAACUUCUCGACUCAGACUACGGUUCGGUUUCCGAAGACGAACAAACGCAUUUAAUCAAAGACUCAUCCACAGCUUCCGAAUCGAUUACUACUACUACUGACGUGAAAAAUUAAACAUUAACUUCCAUUUUGCUUUCGUUUUUAUAUUACUUACGAUUUUUUUUUUUUUUUUUUUUUAUGUAUAUGUUUUGGUUGCGUUCGCACUUGUUUAGAUCUCAGCUUGCUUCGACGUGAUAAGUUGAAUUGUGUAUUCGAAUACUGUAUUUAAUAUUAAAAUACCUACCUGUUAAUUUCAUCGCAUCCUAUAAGAUUAUUUAAUUUUUUUUUUUGUUUUAUAUUUUGUGUUUCCAAUUUUGAUUUUUUCCUUUUUGUUAUUUUUAUUCUGUGAUUUUUAAGCGUACAUUUUGAACGAAUAUUUAGAAGGAUUGUUCCUGAAUUAAUUUAGCUUUUUAUUGUAUUUAUUAUUUAUUUAUGUACCUACGUGUAUUAUUUUAUCAUAUCAAAACAUACUGUAUUAUAUAUGUAACCUGUGUUACCUAUUAAUAUAUCAAUGAAUGAUGGA